Messenger RNA from Oncorhynchus nerka (sockeye salmon), 2233 nucleotides. RefSeq names its product SPARC (osteonectin), cwcv and kazal like domains proteoglycan 3 (gene spock3). The record is from RefSeq and is a predicted model, not a curated record. Lineage: Eukaryota; Metazoa; Chordata; Actinopteri; Salmoniformes; Salmonidae. Gene Ontology annotation, molecular function: protein binding; extracellular matrix binding; collagen binding. The coding region runs from base 1 to 1146 and encodes 381 amino acids. Gene Ontology annotation, biological process: anatomical structure development. The transcript is spliced from 10 exons.
AUGUUCUUACCUCAGCGCUUCCUACAGAGGACCAUCUUCUACCCGCUGGAACUGGAGGAGGACCAUGAGCCAGGUACAUGGAAUCCUGGAAAAGCGUUUGAUCAAGGUCUGAACCCAGACAACCCCUGUCUGAAGGUCAAGUGUAGCCGUCACAAAGUGUGUGUUGCAGACGACGACCACACUGCUGCUUGUGUUAGCCUGCGGAGGGUCAGUGUGAAGGAACCGGGCCUGUCUCUGAGUCCAGGGUCCAAAUGCAGACGCUGCCCAGUGGUCCGACCCUCUCCCGUGUGCGGUACUGACGGACACAGCUACUCAACCAAGUGUAAGUUGGAGUAUCAGGCAUGUAUCUCAGGGAAGCAGAUCUCAGUCCAGUGUUCUGGCCAGUGUCCCUGUCCUGCCGUCCUUCCUGAAUACAGCACAGCAGGACAGACAGAGUGCAGUGAGUCAGACAUAAAGGAGGUUGUGGGUCGGUUAAGGGACUGGUUCAGAGUUCUACUUGAGAACGGAAACAACAAGAAACUGAAGACACGCAUACCUCAGAAAAACAAGUUCAGCUCAGGGGCGGGGCCUAUCUGUAAGGAUCCUCUUGGUUGGAUGUUCUCCCGCCUCGACACAAACUUUGACCUCCAGCUGGACCAAUCAGAGCUCAGCAGGCUGGGGCUGGACAGGAAGGAAGGCUGCUCCGAUGCACUCUUCACUUCCUGUGACACACCCACCGACACACACCCCGACACACUCCUCCUCUCCAGCGCAGAGUGGUGCACCUGCUUCCAGAGAUACACAGACUCCCCCUGCUGGUCUGAACUGACCAGUAUUAACAAGAAACAGGCUGCGGAGAAGCUACCGGGUCAGUACCUGCCAGUGUGUGACGCAGAGGGCUACUACCGGUCCCACCAGUGCCACGGCAACAGCGGACAGUGCUGGUGUGUCGAUCGCUAUGGCAACGAGGUCGCAGGGUCACGGACCCACGGAGCAGCAGACUGUGGGGUGGUGUUGGAAUCAUCUGGAGACCAGGGCAGCGGAGACUCUCUCUUCUCCGACGACGACUAUGACGAUGAUGAAGAUGAUGCCUUCGUCCUGAGCGACCAGAUCGAUGACGAAGAUGACAAAGACGACUAUGACGGAGAGGAAAGAUAUCUGUCGUAACUCCGUCACUCUGCACUUUGCCAGGGGACAUCAGCAGCAAGAAUAGUUGCUAGGCGACCUCGUCACCGCUAACAGACUAAAGACAUUUCUCUCUCUCUCUCCUGUGUCUCAAAUGUCACCCUAUACCCUAGUCAGUUCCCCAGGGCCCAUUGGGUGCUGGGGGAAGGCAGUUCACUACAUAGUGUACAGGGCACCAUUUGGGAUGGCCCACUCUGUGUUUGUUUCCUAAUUUAAAGGUGGACUCUGCAAUUUGACACCAUCGUACAAAGUGUGGGGGGGGGGGAAUUCCUGUAAAUAACAGACGUCAUCAACAACAACAAAAAACGACAACAACAACGGAAUUGUGAUCUAUGGGUUUCUGCCCUUUGUGGUGUUUCUUUAUCAGGAAAAUCACAGCAUAGCCGUCUUGGCAGAUUAGAAUUCUGUUGUUGGUGUUGUCCCGUAACCAGGAAGUGACCUUGCUGUGUAUGAUGUCAUAAUGACUAGCCCACCUUUAAUCGCUGGUAAACCGUUUGUUUAUGUUUUCACUUCCUCUGCCGUCUAACUUUUGAAUGGCCUGCGUGGCUGUAACUCCGGGGAGUCGUCCAAUCAGCGAGAACUACUUCAACUACCAAUCAGAGUUUAGAGACUAGUUUAUCGACAGCCAAUCACAAGCUGUGGAUGUAGUCACAUGUGCAAUGAGGCCUUUCCUUAUUGGACAAUCAGUGUGUCCUCUCUCUUCCUCUCCUCGCUCCUUUCUCCUCUCUUCCUCUCCUCCCACCUAUCUCCUCUCUUCCUCUCCUCCCUCCUAUCUCCUCUCCUCUCCCUUCCUCUCCUCUAUCUCCUCUCCUCCCUCCUAUCUCCUCUUCUCCCUCCUAUCUCCUCUCCUCUCCUCUCCUCUCCUCUCCUCUCCUCUCCUCUCCUCUCCUCUCCUCUCCUCUCCUCUCCUCCUUUCUCCCUCCUAUCUCCUCUCCUCUCCUCUCCUCUCCUCCCUCCUAUCUCCUCUCCUCUAUCUCCUCUUCUCCCUCCUAUCUCCUCUCCUCUCCUCUUCUCCCUCCUAUCUCCUCUCCUCUAUCUCCUCUUCUCCCUCCUAUCUCCUCUCCUCUCC